GCUCUUUUCAAGAUGGCAGUGUAUACUGCAAGAAAAGAGACUGCAAAUUUGUAAGCGGAACCUUAGACUGGCAUGGUGCCACAGCAGUUGGAGCCUUCAACGAUACUCUUCUCUCCACUGGCUGGGGUAUUCUGGACAUCAGCUCUGGCUUUGGCCCUAGUCAAACCAAUGAGGAGAUCAUGUAUGCGGCUGGCUUCAUGGAAGGAGUUUUGACUUUCAGGCAAAUGGAAUCCCAGUUUACCAACUUGUUCAGCGUUUUCUUCCCAAAGCCUGAUAAAAGUAUGCAGCAGAAACUGGAGAAAUGGUUUACCACACAGAGGGCUUGGGCUGAUCAAAUGGCUUCCAAUUACCCAGAUGAUCCACUGUGGCGCCAUUCGUCGUACAUUUUUGCUCAGUUGGAUGGCCUAUAUGCAGGGUAUAAGAGUGUUCGAGGAGCAGACAAGACUGCACUUGAUUUCUUUGCCAUCAACUUCCUCAAUGCCAACGGGGAUCUGUUUGAUAUAAUGACUGUACUUCAACCUUCUGAGUCGCCAGACUGGACAACAUUCACAGCUGAUGAGGCAGCAAACUUUUUCUACACGAAUGGACACUGUUCAGCUUUGAUUAAGAUCCUCCCAGGCUAUGAGAACAUCUUCAUGUCUCACUCCAGCUGGUUUGCCUAUCAAGCCACAAACAGAAUUUACAAGCACUACAAUUUCAAUGUUGAUGAUCCAAGUACAGCGGCUAAAAGGGUGUCGUUUUCUAGUUAUGGAGGAUAUUUGGAAUCUCUCGAUGACUUUUACCAAAUGGACAGUGGUCUUGUGAUGCUUCAGACCACCAACAAUAUCUUCAACAAAACCCUCCACAAAUAUGUCACCCCACAAGCCCUGCUAGCCUGGCAGAGGGUCCGCAUUGCUAACAUGAUGGCCCACGGAGGGAAAGAAUGGGCACAAGUUAUUGCGAAAUACAACUCAGGCUCCUACAACAACCAGUACAUGGUCCUGGACCUCAAACUGAUCACUCCCAAGAAGCCGUUGCCUGACAACACUUUGUGGGUGGCUGAGCAGAUUCCUGGGCUGGUGGUGGCCGAGGACACCACGCCUAUCCUGAGAGCAGGAUAUUUCCCAUCGUACAACAUUCCAUUUUUUGAGGAGAUAUUCGUGAAAAGUGGCUACCCCGAGUAUGUGAAGAAGCAUGGCAUUCAGUACACCUAUGACUUGGCUCCUAGGGCCUCCAUAUUCCGCAGAGAUCAAGGCAAGGUCAAGGACAUGGAAUCCAUGAAGGCCAUCAUGAGAUACAAUGACUACAAGAACGACCCAUACAGUUACGGCAGUCCUUGGGGUGCAAUCUGUUCCCGUGGCGAUCUCGUGAAGGGUAUGACAAUGCCUGAUGGCUGCUAUGACACAAAGGUUGCUGAUCUUGCGAUGGCGAAAGCAUUCCAGGCUGACAUUAUUAAUGGCCCCACUCUUGGGAAUGACUUUCCACCCUUUUCAUGGACUGGCAAGUAUGCCAAUUAUUCCCACGCAGGUCUUCCUUUGACCUAUGACUUCUCAUUUGUGAGAACACAGCCAAGAUUUUGAAUGCUAUAUUUCUCUGUUGUUCCUUCUUAGAUGUUUUUUGUAUGUACCUCCCUUCUUCAGAGAUAUAAUAUUGUCCUUAUACAUGUUUAUAACAUACCCUGGAAUGUUAAAGGACAGUUAUCCCUGUGGUCCAAACAACUUUAUUGGAAGUUUACACUCGAUAUAGAAAUCUAGUAUUGACGUACUGUCUGACCAGAAACAUUUUGUGUUUUAAUGCUGUUUAGUUGAUUCGUGAGUGUUUCUACAGGAAUUUCCUUUCUUGGGUCUGUCUUAGAUUUUCAGGGAAGAAUUUGCUUCUGGCAGAUCUUGGCUGUUGUGUAUGAAAGUUAAUUAUGCAGAAGAAACUGAAACCAAAAUAUUGUUUUCUUGAACUUUUGUAACUGAAUUCAUGACACCUUUGAAGAGAUGAGAUUGUUUUUCUCUGUCAAAUUUUCUGGAGAUUGACAAUGUCUCCAACCAUUUCCAUAUCAAAACCUUUGUUGCUCAUUGUUGACCUCCUCCACUGUUUACUGAACACUUUUGUAGCUAGGUUAUGUUGUUACUGGCAGAUUACUGCUGGUUUUCAUGUGGAAGUUUGUUUUUUUUCCUCCUGUGAAACAUGUAUUUGCUUGAACAUGAAAUAUGUCUUUGCUUGAAGGGAGUCGGCUUUGCUUUGAUAUAGUUCUCGUGUUUGAGUUGGUGAGAUGAGAAUAUAGUGUUUUCCAGAUCAGUACAUAGUCGAAAUGGUACACAAGACGCCCGCACAUAAUUGAGGAGAGAUGCGGUUGUCCUAGACAGGUGGAUGUCUUGUACAAUAUCAAUAUAAUUUAGAAAAAAAA
Aplysia californica (California sea hare) is the source of this 2377-nucleotide messenger RNA. RefSeq names its product phospholipase B-like 1. Gene Ontology annotation, biological process: phospholipid catabolic process. NCBI's taxonomy places the organism in Eukaryota, Metazoa, Mollusca, Gastropoda, Aplysiida, Aplysiidae. Gene Ontology annotation, molecular function: glycerophospholipase activity. Gene Ontology annotation, cellular component: extracellular region. The record is from RefSeq and is a predicted model, not a curated record.